GGCAGAGCGCGUCCUGGGCUUUCCGACAAUGUGCCGCAUAAUUUCAUUAUGACUGAACCAAAGGAAUCUUUAUACUGUUCAUGAAAUUUAAUUUCAAUAUAAUUUUUAGAUUCAACAUUAGAUAGAAAAAUGGCAGACCAAGGAGAACUUUCAGCUCCUCUCUCGCCUAUAUUGUGCGCAGUGCUAAUCGUCGUAGUCGUCAACGUAGAGCAACUACGCCAGCAUUUCCAGUCGUCGACGUUACCGACGAACAGCUUGGAGAACCAAUCCCCAUAAUUUCAGCGCCUAGUUCUACGGAUGCUGACGCUGACAAUGACGUUGUUGUCAUCUCGUCAGAUGAAGAAUCGAUUACGGAAUCGCCCACUCCUUCCGCCACCGAUGGCGAUGUAUGCGUCAUCUCUUCGGACGACGAACAUGACCAGGAUGAUGACAAUUACGAUCACGAUGCCGAAUGGUAUUUCUCAUCGCCUGAGACAGAUCGCGCUCAAUCUCCUUCAUCGGCUUCAUGGGCUUAGCUCGCUCAAUGCCGCUGAGCUGCCCUCGCCGGAGGGAACAGACGUUGGGCUUCCCGUCCUGCUCUACACAGCGCCCCUUUUCCCAGAGCUUACAAUUCAUAGAUUGACGGCAUCGCCAGAAGGAGCUACCGUGCCGUCCCCGUCGUCCCCGUCGUCGUCGUCGUCGUCGCCUGGUCCAGCGAUCUCCGCUAAAAACCUACCAUCGCCGACGUGGAACUCUGACGUAAGCAUAUGGCCCGACUUGCUUGGAAGUUCGUCGAUUGCGUCGUCUGCAGAACCAGUCGAGCCAGCCGAAACAGUAGUAGACAAGGACGAUGAUGCGCCAGCACAUCAUCUUUCGCCCUUGUCACCGGCGUCGCCAUCAACACCCAUCCCUCGAGAGGAGAGACUUCUGUCCCCCACUGUAUAAGUAAGCUUGUACUUAACAUAACCCAAUAACGCAACUAUUCGUUUAAGGCGGAGGAGAGACAGGAGGACGAGCUACCCGAGUUGUACGGCGUACCCGUGACUCGGGAGUACUUGAGGGAGAGGGAUUUUCGUAGGGACAUUGAUUCGAUCUACGUCUUGACCUCGUCAUUGACGUCGUUCGAACUCAACGACGUCCUCGAUCUUCACGUCGGUGGAGUUAAGUCCUUCCCGGAUAAGAACAAAAAGCAGCUCCGAGCCGUGAGCAAGCUACAUGAACUUAAUACUAAGUUAUAUAGCUGGUAUCACUUUAAGCUUGGUGGCUGCAUGGGUUCUGGCAAGAUCUUUGUCUUGUUCGCUGUCCGCAAGGGAACGUCCGUCGGUCAUGUGCGGAAUAAGCACUUCAUGACAAACGUGCUGCGAACAUCCGCGGAAGGACUGAGUCGGCACUCGAGAAGCGAUGCGCACAAUAUUGCGAAUUUCGAUGUCGACGAUGCUGCUCGUGGGAUAAGAAUCCACCACGAGGAUUGGCCCUUUAUUGCUGGCAACGUAAACGCCAAUCUCGAAAGGUCGGAUUUUCUGGCAGUCAACAGGAUUGCGCGGCUCCUGUUUUAUUCUGCCGUCCACGGCAUCCAGAACACGAGGACGCAGCAGCUGGGGGACGCCGCUGAGAGACUGCUCAGUGGUAGGCUUCAGAUAAACUUACGGAGCCCGCACAUCCUCCGACUUACGGUGGAUGUGUCCGUAAAUAUUGACUCGCCGGACAGAAAAGCUCUCCUCGUGGAUGUGUCGCGCAUCAAGGAGGAGCUGAUCUGCGACGAGAUCAAGAAGCCAAUCGUCAUCGCGACGUACGCCAAGUACAACGUACAGGGGUUAUCCCGAUUUACAUGCCAUUCGGCGUUCGAAUUUGAGAAACCCUGUAUUACGUACGUUCAAGUGUACAAUCCGAACGCGCACCUAAUUAAGGUGAAGCGAAUGGGGCGUUUAAUUUCCUACAUUAUUUCUGGUGGCUAUUCCCAGACCUUUUGUAGGAAAUUCAAAAAAUUGAACAGGCUUUACCGCGAUGCGAGGGGGCAGCUUGCCGACAUGCGGGCUUUUAUCGAAAAGCUCAAGGAGGGUGUCGAUUUGCGCGUAGAGGAGCAGUGGGCCGCGACGCCGUUUGAAGAGUUGAGGGCCAAGCUAGAUAGCUUGGGAGACCUCAAUUUCUGCACUGAACGACUGAUUAGCCAACAGCGCAUCGUUGCCUUGAACGUAGAGUGGCCAGACUAUGUUCAGGAGUCAGUUGGCCGGCAUCUCAGUGUCCUCGAGGAGGCGUUUCAGAGCGUCGCCAAUGACCAGCUUUCUCUGACGUGCAGACAAGUCGUGCGUUUUCACGAAGCGGAGACCUGCCUCAAAGUUUUUAUAGAUCCGCAGUUAUAUGAGAAUUAUGACUAUGGUUAUAGCGUAAAGCUCCGAAAUUGCGGAAAUAUAAAGACUGCUGUCAUCUGUCGGGAGGUUUUCGUACCGGUAGAUCUGGCGUCCGUCGUCGAUGACUCAGAUGGUCUCGUCGGUGUCGUUGAUGAAGAACAGCCACGUUACUGGUACGUUCAGCGGCAUCAACGACACUCGCAACGUCGACCACGACCACCAAGAAGUACACGCAACUACGGGCGUCCUCUUCCGCCGCUAAGGAGGCUUAGCAACUUGCCCGGGAUACGUGGGAUUAGCAAAUUUGCUAAAUAUUACGUAUCCUUGGGCAAGAAAGCGGCCCAUGGGACCAAGGAGAUCGUCCAGACACUGCAGAUACUCCUCAAAUGCUUUGAGGACGAUCUUGAAGCGUCGCCGGUUAGGACGGAGGAAGAGAAGAAGCUGCAGUUUUUGUUUAAGCUACUGGGUGCGCUCGGACGACGGUUUCACGCCGUUCCUAAUUCGGAUGUCAGUGUUCCAAAGCCCCUCUUGGCGUUUCGUGAGAACACCGUCAACGCCUUUUUUGUCAACGCCAAGGAGAGAGGUGCAAUGUGCAGGCGACGCAUUGAUGAGCAUUGUGCUGCGGCCGAUGUUCUGAAUGCGAUUCUGCAGCCCUCGACAAUGGUGGGAGCUCUCACGGCGCAGGCAGCGAAAAUUCCGUCGAGCCGGAGGAACCAGUCGUUCGUCAGAUUGCUAAAAACUUGGAUUAAGGACAACGUGGAGGUGUUCCCCCUUGCACUUCUGACAAAGAAAGGGGGCCACCAGCAUUACAUGUGGCAGCGGGUAGUGCAACCAGGGCAGCUCGUCUCUCAGCCCGUUAUUCAAGAGACACGCGUGCUGAAGAGAAUGAGGAACCUUAAACAAGGCGCGUCCUAUUUCUCCCGCUGCGCAGGAAUCGUGCAGUUUCGAAGGGACCUGCCCCUCAGUCUGGAGCAGAAGAUGGACGUUCGUCAGCCGCAGAUAAGGGUGGAGCACCUAGGCCAUCAUCGCGUUCCAUUCAUUAAGGACGCGGUGAUCACCAUCAUGACCGCAUACAUGAUAAACGAUCUACGUCGACUAGCAGCCGAGCCCCCGACGACUACCGACGACGAGAUCGCGCAAGCGGUGCGGCUGAUGGGACCAUGCUGGCCAGGUGCGCUAGGCGGCUUCAGGGCUUUCCCGAGAGCGUCAUCGGCGCUCUCUACCCCGAGACGGCCUUCAAGGAAGCAAACGUCGAAGCUGCGAUACGUCGACUCGUGGCUCACAACGGCCACUCGCGCGCAAGGAUCGAUCGUGAAAGACGGGUACUUGCUCAAGCGCUACUCCGCGAGAUCAUGGAGCCGACGAGCUGCAUCGGUAGGCUGAUAAGAUCGACAAUCAAGUUCACAUCCGAGCGCUUGGCAGAAUUCGAAGCGGCCCUUCUGCGAGACAUACGGCAGAAUUGGCAGGUCUUCCCUCUCUGUCUGCUCAACCACAGGUGGAGGAACGACCAUUGGCAGCCAGUAGUUAGCGAUGUGGCUGAAAUGCAAUGAAUUACGGACGCCGCUCAAGAGCCGAAGGUAAACAAAUGUCUGGCGACUCUGCGACCAUUCGUUCCUGACGAGAGCGGAAAAUGACGAAGGUGAAAAACCAUAGGAAAAUCGUGUUCGGAAAGUUUACACUAAUGCCUCGAUUGCGUGUAAUUUCGCGAGAAUGCGCGGCAGCUUAUCUCUCUCUCUCUCUCUCUCUCUCUCUCUCUCUCUCUCUCUCUCUCUCUCUGUCUCUCGGUAUCUGUCUCGCUCUGCAAAGAGGCAAUGGUCGGGGGCGUAGAAAAUACAGCCAAAGUCAUUGCUGCUGCACUUUUCCCGAGCUUUCUGAAGAAAUUGUCGAUAAGUUGCUUGCUCGAGUCAGAAAAAUCCCGGAAACUUGGGUCAAAGUAGCUCCGGCAAGCAGCAGCAGCAUCAUCGAGGACUAGGCGGCGGACCACCCGGAUCAUCAAGGACCAGCGGGACAUCGGUGGCAGCGGUGGACUAGGAGGAGGACCAGGACCAGAGGACAAGGACGAGGACCAGCAGCAGGACCAGAGGACAUCGCGGGAUCAUG
Molecule: messenger RNA, 4427 nt
Organism: Nasonia vitripennis (jewel wasp)
Lineage: Eukaryota; Metazoa; Arthropoda; Insecta; Hymenoptera; Pteromalidae
Exons: 9
Coding region: 1248-3710 (820 amino acids)
Source: RefSeq, a predicted model, not a curated record